Molecule: messenger RNA, 1119 nt
Organism: Microstroma glucosiphilum
Lineage: Eukaryota; Fungi; Basidiomycota; Exobasidiomycetes; Microstromatales; Microstromataceae
Exons: 5
Coding region: 1-1119 (372 amino acids)
Source: RefSeq, a predicted model, not a curated record
AUGGAGCGCCUGGCUGAGCUGUGUACCAUUGAGCACGCUCAUCGCGUCUACUUCAGAGGCUACCUGCGCGCCGGGUCCCACAUUUUGCCGGCUGCCAGUGCCGCUCAAGCGGCAUUGCGCAAGACCGAGGCGACUGAGCUGAGGGAGCUUGAUUGGCAGUUUUCAUGGCAGCGUCCCAAACCAGCAUCGUCAGCACCCUGCCAACUACCAGCACUGACAAGCGAUGAGAUCGUAAGACCUUUUGACAUCACAGCUGAGUGGAACGAAACUGGCGACAUGUCGAGGUCUCUGCCGAUCGCAACUGCGUCUGCGGGCCACGAGGCUUACCAGGAACAGGGCGAGCAUCUGAACCACGGUGUCCAUUACCAAGGCCUGGCUUUAGAAGCGAAUAUAAUGGCCUUGGCGCUCGACAAGGAUGUCUUGGAAUGCAUGAACAGCUGCAUGCGCAAGCUCGUUGAGGAUCCCCAUGGCUCCUCGAUCCAUGGGGAGGAUGUCGACCUCGUGUGGCUGCAGAAGGUGAUCGCACAAUUAGACGCAAUGUUCUCCUUAUGGCAUCGGAACGCAUGUGAGACACUCAGGGCUCUUGAGAAGCAGUUGAGUGCGAGACAGAACAGGCUGCCGGACCUGCUCGACUACGCCAGCCCCCUGCCCUCUAGGACCCACAACAAAGUCAAGGCGGCGCACCUCGUUAAGCACAUCCUCUCACGGCCCAUCGGUUCGGCUCCUAGCGGGGCGCCUGAUUGUGAGGACAUCGUCGGCGACUCUUCCUCUAGCUUCGUGCGGCCGAUGGACAUAUACCUGGAGCACAAGAUCAAGCGGCGACAGCAGGAAAGCAUAGAGUGGCGGGAGCUUCAAGAAGACUGGUGCGCUCUCUUCUGUCAGAUCGCAGAGAGACUGCAGAAGAUUUCUUCCAGACAGUCUUUGGACGCAGCUGCUGGGAACGCAGAACGUGAGUGCCCUCCAAUGGUACCGGGUUUUCCCGAUGAUAUCACGGAGGUGUACAGCGAGAGGGCCGUGUACUCCGACAUCUAUCUGCUGGAGCUCCUACGCGAGGCAUGUGGCCAGUUGAUUGAGGAUGAGCACAAUGUCCAGAGCGCCUGCAAGGCGCAUGAAGACUAG